Molecule: messenger RNA, 360 nt
Organism: Aspergillus viridinutans
Lineage: Eukaryota; Fungi; Ascomycota; Eurotiomycetes; Eurotiales; Aspergillaceae
Exons: 2
Coding region: 1-360 (119 amino acids)
Source: RefSeq, a predicted model, not a curated record
AUGAGCUGGGACUACGACUCACAGGCCAACUGUGGCGGCAGCUGGCCUGCGUCUCAUGCGCCAAGGGAAAGCGAGCUUGCAAAAAGGUGCCUGCGCCUGAGGAGCGCCAGGUCCGCGCUGCCAUCCGGCCCACUCCCCCGACUUGAGGAACUGCUUGUUGCGGUUGCAAGCGUGAAUCUCGCCUUUGAGGCCUCUGCCGGUCCGGCGGUGCAGGUCAUUGACUCCCCUGCUGCCUCGGUUACUUCGCUGUUCGGCGCGUUCUUUCGUGGGUUGAAUUUUCAGAGGGCACUUAGGCCGGUUGGGAGGGAGAGUGCGAUUACAGGCCUUUCGUGUUCCCAUGUAUCAGGAGAUAGCGGUUGA